AAUCCAAAUCAACGAUGAUGCUGCUUUGGUCGGAGAUUUUCCCCCGGCUUGUAGACGGAGCUGUUGGUGCCAGUGUCUGUGCUAUAGGAACCGUGCAUGCGCCUAGCAGUGGCCGCGAGGCCUCGCGAAAAGUCGCCAGAUCGGUUUCCCUAUCUGGCGCUGCGCCCGGACGACCGUUGAACCCGGACAAUCACGCUCCAGAUGUUGUCUCCGAAUCGAAAGUCGCCACCCUUCGCGUAGUUGGCAGGGUCCACGGCCCCCUAUUGUUGUUGUUGUUGUUGUUGCUGCUGCUGCUNCUUUUUCUUUUUUCUUCUGAACACGAUUUCGUCGCAGACUCGAGGAAUCGUACAUCCAUCAACACCAUGCUACUCAAGAGAUCCAUCCUUUCCGCGUUGCUCAUAGGAGCAGCAACGACCUCCUCCACAUUUGCUGCACCCGAUGCAUCAAGUUCAAGGACUAUUGUCAAUGGAGAACAAUCCACACCAGGAGACUAUCCCUAUUUCGUGAAUUUUGGGGAUGUGCAUAGGUGCGGCGCUGCACUGGUGGCACCCGAUAUUAUCCUUACCGCAGCCCACUGUGGUGAACUCACAGGCAAGCAAGUCUUUGUUGGUGCCUAUGAAAUAGGCACUUAUGCAGAGGGAGCACAGGAACGCUAUUGCGAGCAUUAUAUUUCUGAUCCCUUCUAUGCUAAACCUUUCAACUAUCAUGAGAAUGGUGGCCCUAACGCUGAUUUUGCCAUUUGCAAGCUCAACGAGCCAGUAACAAUCGACCAAUCCUUUGUCACGCUGGAACUCAACGAGGAUGAUGCUUUUCCAGCUGACGGGACGGACCUACUUGUCAUGGGUACCGGUACGCUCUCUUCUGGUGGGGACAUCCCACAAUAUCUCCAGAAUGUUACCGUUCAAGCAAUAGACAACGAUGAUUGCGAAGAAUACUAUGAUGAAGGUCAACUGACAGAAGAUACUAUGUGUGCAGGAACUGAAAGGUUGGACAAGGAUUCCUGCCAGGGCGACUCGGGUGGACCACUUGUGAAACGGACCUACCGGGGAGAUGGGACAUUCGUUGAUACCCAUGUUGGCGUCGUUUCCUUUGGUUAUGGCUGUGGCGACGAGCAUCCGGGCGUUUAUGCCCGGACAAGCAGGAGAGCCAGCUGGAUCAAAUCGACAAGCUGCUUAGUAUUGAACAGCGUUGCCUCGUUUUGCGAUGACAUCAAGGAGAAACCAGAUCCUUCGUCCGGCACUGGACACCAUCUCAGCAUCGAGAUUAGUGGCAAUAUAGAUGGUGUUGGGGUUGGGACUCCAAUGGGCAAUUCGUCAAGAUCCGCAAGUACGGCCAACAGAGCAUGAAAACCAAGAUGGAACAACUGUUCGUGAAUCCAAACGAGUGCUACACCUGGUCCAUCUACAAUCCUAUCUCUGGCUGGCUUCCUUUCAAGAUUGGUUACAAUAUUACUUU
Pseudo-nitzschia multistriata is the source of this 1455-nucleotide messenger RNA. The record is from the annotation of a GenBank genome assembly. NCBI's taxonomy places the organism in Eukaryota, Bacillariophyta, Bacillariophyceae, Bacillariales, Bacillariaceae.